AUGACUACGACUCCGUCCAAGAAGCCAUCCCGUCUCGGCCCGUAUAAACCAACUCUCAUUCUACACGGCGGAGCAGGAUCUAUCUCUCGCUCCAAUCUGCCUCCAGAAGUAUAUGCUCGGUAUCAUGCUUCUCUUCUCAAAUAUCUGACUGAGACACGCAAAUUUCUUGAAUCCGGGGCUUCUGCUCUUGAUGCAGCUUGUCAUGCAGUCACCCUGUUCGAGGAUGAUCCGUUGUUCAAUUGCGGCCGGGGCGCUGUCUUUACGGAGCGGGGCACCAUUGAGAUGGAAGCCAGCGUGAUGGUAUGCUCCCUCAAUCCUGCUGGUCCUCCUGCCGGCGGAAUCAAACGUGGUGCCGCGGUCAGUCUGGUUCGGAACACAAGACAUCCCAUCCUUUUGGCUAAGGAGGUCUUGGUGGCUGCGGAUGAGGACGGUGGAAUGGGAGGAACGAGUACCACGCACUGCCAUCUUAGUGGGAGAGAGGUGGAGGAAUGGGGAUGGAAGGAGAGGGACCUCGAGAAGAAACCAGAUAGCUGGUUCUGGACUAAGAAGCGAUGGGAGGAACACAGGAGAGGUCUGCAUCAGUCGGGCUCAUACUCCUUCAAUGACCUUCUUAGAUUCGCCAAUCCGUUAUCAUUGCCUUCUGCCGGAGGCGAUGUGGAUAUGGACGUUCACGAAACCCCUAGCCAAGGUACCGUCGGUGCCGUGUGCCUGGAUUCCUGGGGCAACCUGGCCGUAGCGACUUCUACAGGUGGUCUUACGAACAAAAAAGCAGGCCGCAUUGGAGACACACCUACAAUCGGUGCUGGCUUUUGGGCGGAAGCUUGGGACGAAAAUAUCCAAGACUCAGCAGGCAUCCUUGAAAGAAGUUGUCCUUCUGGGCCGUCAAUGCUGAAGAGCAAGCCACUCUUUGAUCAGGUCUGGACACGAGCUUGCGGGUUGAUCGGUUCCUCCCUCGACCCGUUCGAACCGGAAUGUCGAUCUCGAGAAGAAGACGAAGCUCCUCCGGCAUACGCCGCGACGCCAACCUUGAAACUGCACAGACCUCCCGUCCCACUCCUCCGCAAACGCCGCCGCGCUGUCGCCAUGUCCGGCACCGGAAAUGGGGACUCGUUCCUCCGAACCAACGCUGUCCGUACCGCCGCUUCGAUCUGUCGACUCUCCUCAUCUACAUCGCUAGCUGGCGCUAUUACCGCCAUUGCGGGCCCAAACGGCGAACUCCAACGCUCCGCAGCCGAGCGAUGGGGCCGCACGGGCGAAGGCCAGGGCGGGAUCAUUGGGAUUGAAGUCAUUGAUGACCAUGCAGAGAUGAUUGAUCACCAAAUGCGGACGGAUCUUAAAGCAGUUAAUGCGCAUGCUUUUCAGAAUAAUACGAAGACGAUGGGCACACCUGUCUUUGAUUUCAAUUGUGGAGGUAUGUUCAGGGCUUAUUAUGAAGUUGACGGAGAGAGAGGGGGGGAGAAGGCCAAGAUCAUGGUCUUCAAGGACGAGUACUAG
Rhinocladiella mackenziei CBS 650.93 is the source of this 1494-nucleotide messenger RNA. RefSeq lists its product as uncharacterized. The transcript has a single exon. The coding region runs from base 1 to 1494 and encodes 497 amino acids. The record is from RefSeq and is a predicted model, not a curated record. Lineage: Eukaryota; Fungi; Ascomycota; Eurotiomycetes; Chaetothyriales; Herpotrichiellaceae. Gene Ontology annotation, molecular function: hydrolase activity.